UUACCAGGGCGGAAGGGAAUACAAAUACAAAUACAGAAGAAGAUGAAGAAACAGAAAGAAGGCUGAGAGAGGAAGAAGAAGAAGAAAGUAAGACCAGUGGUGAAGCCGGUCAUCAUUGAAUAGGUCAAGCCCAACACUCUCAGCUUCCCUAUUGGAUUCUAAUGGCGGAGGAGGUUGCUGACCCCAAAGAUACUUCUCACACCUCCAACACUACUCGUUCUAAUUCCAAUUCCGAUCCAGAUGGGAAUCGUCUCGUCCGUGUCUACGCCGAUGGGAUCUACGAUCUCUUCCACUUCGGCCAUGCUCGCUCUCUUGAGCAAGCCAAGUUAUCGUUCCCUAACACCUAUUUGCUCGUUGGUGUUUGCAAUGAUGCUACCACUCACAAGUUUAAAGGGAAAACUGUUAUGACGGAGUCCGAAAGAUAUGAAUCUCUUCGCCAUUGCAAGUGGGUGGAUGAAGUCAUUCCUGAUGCACCUUGGGUGGUCAAUGAAGAAUUUCUUGACAAGCAUAAUAUUGACUAUGUAGCCCAUGACUCUCUCCCUUAUGCUGAUGCUAGUGGAGCUGGAAAGGAUGUAUAUGAAUUUGUCAAAGCCGUUGGCAGGUUUAAGGAGACAAAACGAACUGAGGGGAUAUCGACAUCGGACAUUAUAAUGAGGAUUGUAAAAGAUUAUAACCAGUAUGUGUUGCGUAACUUGGAUCGUGGGUAUACUAGAAAAGAGCUUGGCGUUAGUUUUGUGAAGGAAAAACGAUUGAGGGUGAACAUGAGGUUGAAAAAGUUACAGGAGAAAGUGAAGGAACAUCAAGAAAAAGUAGGAGAAAAGAUUCAGACUGUUGCUAUGCAUCGUAAUGAAUGGGUUGAAAAUGCUGAUCGCUGGGUUGCUGGAUUUCUUGAGAUGUUUGAAGAAGGUUGCCAUAAAAUGGGCACUGCCAUUAGAGAUCGAAUUCAAGAGCGCUUAAGAGGCCAGCAGUCGGCAGGUCUCCUGGAAAAUGGUAAGGCGGUUACUGAUGAUGAUGCUGAAGAAUAUUAUGAUGAUGAAGAUGAAGAAUAUUAUGAUGAGGAAGAAUAUUAUGACGAUGAAGAAUAUUAUGAAGAGGUAUACGGGAAAGACCCAAAUAAUGAGAAAGAGGGAAAUGAUAAAGGAAAGAGUGAGAAAGAAAAGGAUGAGAAAGAACAUACUGACAAAGAAAAGAAGUAGGGACUCCUUUCCAUGCUUGCAGUAUAUAUAUUGGUUGCCGCACCGUCACUGCUUGUUCAUGAAGGUUUGUAAACUACUAUACAAUUACUUUCUGGUGGUGAGACAUGAUUCCCUGAAGUUGCAAAGGGAAACUCCAGUCACUCAAAACAUACUUGUAGUGUAAUUUCUGCCUUUUAUCGUCAAUCUCCAGUGUGGUUAGAGUUUCUUAAUCAUAUGGCACCCAGUUAUAGAUGAUGCUUUUCGUCUUUGAAUUUCUGCUUGCCAACAGCAGACUUGAACUUUUGGUUUUCCUGAUGAGCCAUGCAAAAAGAGCCUAUAAGUCGCAAUACUCUUGUUAAAUAGAAAAGGUUUAGAUCAUGUCAGCUUUACUUGUCUAUUGAAAGUGAUUUGUUCA
Molecule: messenger RNA, 1590 nt
Organism: Rosa chinensis
Lineage: Eukaryota; Viridiplantae; Streptophyta; Magnoliopsida; Rosales; Rosaceae
Product: choline-phosphate cytidylyltransferase 1
Exons: 8
Coding region: 162-1196 (344 amino acids)
Biological process (GO): CDP-choline pathway
Molecular function (GO): phosphatidylcholine binding; choline-phosphate cytidylyltransferase activity
Source: RefSeq, a predicted model, not a curated record